Messenger RNA from Punctularia strigosozonata HHB-11173 SS5, 738 nucleotides. RefSeq lists its product as uncharacterized. The record is from RefSeq and is a predicted model, not a curated record. NCBI's taxonomy places the organism in Eukaryota, Fungi, Basidiomycota, Agaricomycetes, Corticiales, Punctulariaceae. The transcript has 3 exons. Bases 1 to 738 code for a protein of 245 amino acids.
AUGCCCACCUCGACCCAGCGAUUCACCCGCGAGCUCCGAACACGUGCCCUCCAUCGAAGGAGUCACGAACAUGUCACAGCUGCUCGUCACGCCGCCUCCCUCAUUUUUCUGGCCAUGGCCAAGUCUGAGAUCGACGACAUCUUCGCGUCCGCGUCUUCGUCCAAGGCCAAGGCCAAGGGCAAAGGGAAGACGAGCCUCGCCGAAAAUGCCAAACUUCCCGCUGCGUCGACGUCCGCGCCGGUGACGAGUUCCACGUCGAAAAAGCACAAGAAGAAGCGCAAGCGCGCUCAAGCCGACGACGCUGCCUCUACCCCUGCCCCUGCCCCUGCUGAGGUCCAAGACGCACCGAAACGGGCCGCUCCCGAGACCGUCGUCGACCCCUCGACGCGACCUCUGACGAAGAAACCCAAGACUGACAACUCUGGGAAACCGUCUUCAUCGUCGAGCGCGCUGAAGAAGCCGUCGAGGAAGGCGAAACCGUCGCAGGAUGACGACGAGCUCUUCAAGGACUCUCGGGGGACCUCAUCCCGACGAAAGACCGAGGAGGGCUUUACCAUCUUCAAGGAAGCCGACUUGGGCAUCGAUCCCGAAGCCGGUGGGACGCCCUUGUCAUGCUUCUCGAACCCGUCAACGCCCGUAUCGAUUCUCGGCAAGUUUUCUCUCGUUUUCCCGCUGUUUUCGGCUCUAUCGAAGCCUCCCGAGCCGCUCAAACUACGGAUCGAGGAGGUCAAUGUGUAG